GCGUUGUACAUGUAGCGCAGUGUAAAGAUUUCGAUGAACGAAGGUGAAAGUUAUUGUUGAAAAAAUAACCCUAAUUUCUCUCUAAUUUGUACUAACUUCUCACAAGCUGGGCUCUAUCGGGAAUAUGAAGAGGCGAACUGCCGACUGCGGCAGACCAAGACGUCCUGUGAAACGUACGAAGAUCACGGAGGGUAUUUACGGCAGUAGUACUUUCCUCUACCUGAAAUUUCUUGGAAUAUGGGGCUUUGUUCUGCUGCUUGAUUUUCUUCUGGAGUUCCGCUUUGAGUAUCUGUGGCCCGUCUGGCUCCUCCUGAGAAGCAUCUACGACUCCUACAAGUACCAAGGCCUGGCCUUUUCGGUGUUCUUCAUUUUCAUUGCCUUUACUUCGGACAUGAUUUGCCUGCUAUUCAUCCCGGUGCACUGGCUGUUCUUUGCAGCCAGUACCUAUGUGUGGGUCCAGUUUGUUUGGCAUACUGAUCGAGGCAUCUGUUUACCAACGGUAGCGUUAUGGUUGCUGUUUGUUUACAUUGAAGCGUCAGUGAGACUCAGAGGGUUAAGAUCAGUGGUUCCAUUUCAUCUGGAUCUAUGCAGGCCUUUCGCUGCUCACUGUAUUGGCUAUCCGGUAGUAACGCUAGGGUUCAACUUCAAAAGUUAUGUGAGCUAUCGUAUGAGGCUAAGGAAGCAGAAAGAAGUUCAAAAAGAGAAUGAUUUUUAUAUGCAGCUUCUGCAGCAGGCACUGCCACCAGAGCAACAAGCGGCCAAUGGGGUCGCAGUCACUCCUGCUGAAAAACCUGCUAAAGCUGUUAGUAAAAAGCCUGAUGAGCCUGUCGCAAACGGAGUUGCCGGUAAAAAGGAAUCACCGAGUAGCAAGCAACCAAAGAACCAUCCUGCGGGGGACGGAGGGGGAGGGGGUAACGAGAGAAGCAAUGUGACUAAAGACAGCCGUAAUAAACAUGUCGGAGCAAACAAUGCCAGUACGCAUGCCAAGUCCACGUCGACUUCUCAACAGGACGGCAAUUUCAUGGACACAAAGACUUGUCAACUCUCAUCCUCCUCCUCUUCUUCAACUUCAUCAUCAUCAUCGUCGUCGACGACAAGCAAUCACUCCGUCAACGAGUUUGACAACAUGAAGGAAAAUCUUGCCAAUGAGCAGACGCAAGCCAAGAAUCUGAAGCAGAUUUCGGUUGGGUCGUCGACACGGCAGCGCAACCCUUCACCCGUGAUGAAAGAAAACAGUUCGUCGGGGCAGGGGAGUAAAAAGCCCAAGCCGCUGCCUUCCAAGCUAGAAAAUAAAGAUAAGGACACUAACGUGAAUGCAGAGCAAGCAAGAACGAUAAAUAGCAACAAUCAGCAAGUAAAAACGGAUCCUUCAAAGUAUACUAUAGCAAGGUUGGAGUCUGAUAUAAAGAAGCUGAAGGCUGACCUUCAAGCCAGCCGUCAGGUAGAGAGUGAUCUUAGAAACCAAGUCAACAGUCUUUUAGCUGAUGAACUGCAGGAUAAAGAGGUCUUGGAUCAGUAUAAAAAAGAUAAUGAGUCUCUUCAAAAUAGAUUGCAUAACCUGGUGACCCAGAAGCAGCAGGACAAGCAGAAUAUAAGUCAGCUUGAGAAGAAAGUGAAGCAGGAAAGGGAUGGUAGAACAUCUCUUGAGAACCUCCUCAAAGAAGAACGAAAGAAUAGAAAAGCUGAAGAAUCCUGUAGGCAAUAUUCUCAUGCUGGUGGUGUAGAUGAGUGCACAGAAAACUGUCGGAUGAGACGCCAAGACCAGGAAAGCGAGAUUCAGCAUUUAUUGAAAGAAACAAGAGACAAAGGGGAUAAAUUGAGGGAUUUAGAACAAAAGAUUGAGCUCCGGGAGCGUCAGGAAAUCCAGAGUAACAACGAGAGGCUGAUGAAUGCCCUGGUUGCCAUGCAAGACAAAACAGCUCAGCUGGAAAAUAGUCUAAGUGCAGAAACCAGACUUAAACUAGAUCUCUUCUCAGCUCUGGGUGAUACCAGGCGACAGGUUGAAAUAGCUCAUAGUCAAUUACAUCACAAGGAUGUUGAGAUUCGUGAGUUAAAGUCAACCAUAGCUGACCUGAUGGCAGUGAUGCCCAUGUCCAACUACCCUGCAUCCUCCAGCUCUGGCAGUGCAGUGGCCUCCCCGCGGUACUCGGUCAACUUCUGCAGCCCGCGCCAGCCACAGCCCGACGAGAGCACCCCUCCAACAGUGGUCACCAAGCCCAUGGCUGGGGUUUCCCCUCUCGUCCAGCAGCAACCACCACAACCACCUCAGCCCCAACCGCAGCAGCGCUCCAACCCAGGGACACCUCCCCCUGGGGCGCAGUCGCAGGGUACUUCCCCCGCGAAGACAUCGGUGCUCGACCCCAACGCAGCCGUCUACAGACCUAAGAGUAACUAGAGUAUAGAGAAAGGGAGAACAGAUUUAAAAAUACAGAAUUUUCUUGCCAAGGUGUUCUUUAGUCAUGUUGUGAUGCUUCAUUUUCGCUUGCUUAUCAAUGUCGGUGUUCAUUGUUUGUAACAUAGCUCACAUAGAUCACAGUCUACGGAAUUCAUUUUCCAGAAACACAUUGUGAAUGUGUGUUGCCUCAUGAAUCAUCCAAAAAUUCUAGAGUAAGCUGGUAUGGUCAUUUCCUGCUUACCAUAACAAUUCAUCAUACAACACUUAUUUCACCCAUUGGAUGUAAAAGUUUUCAGUAUACUACAACAGGGCUUUAUAGUAAUCCAAGGCCAUGGCUUUGUGUUUCCUAUCAAUUGGCCUAAGUGCUCCAUUCACUGGACUUUAAUAUUUUUCAUUCGCUUUUUCAUUCGUCUCAACUGUGCUGUCUUAUCGAAAGUGGCCUUGCCCCAGAAAUAUGAAAAUUAAGGCCCACCAGUGGAUUUCAAGUUCUGGCAUCUUCCUGGUUUUGUCUUCCAUGGGUAGUAAUUGUGUUGUGAACUAGAAGGAUGUUGGCUAUGCAUUGAAGAUUACAAGAUGUUUGCUUCCAUGAAUAGAUUUUGUUUGUUGUGCAGCAAGAAGGUAGUCAACCCUGUGUGUUAAAGAUUACAAGUUCAAACCAAUCAGUGACGGUCUUAUCUAUGGAAAGGCAUUCAUGCCAUCAAGAUGCUGUGCACUGAAAAGAGGCAUGCUAAUGAUUAAUAAUUGCAUCAGGAUGACUUUUCUAAAGUGCUUUGUAUAUUGCUAACCUCGACAAAGAGUUGUGAUUGAUCCAGUCAAAGCCAGCAACACCAACCUCCCGAACAUCCAGUAUGCAUUUUUCUGUCCAAAGUUUUUCUCUGUACACAUGCAUACAACUUUUUCUUGACAAUUCAGUGUGCUCUGUUCCCAAAGGGACAUAGUGAACAUUUUUGGAAAAGUAAAUUAUGACAUUGGAUUACCAUAGCUGAGGUCGAUUUAUUCUGUCACAACUCUUUCUGUGACAUGACCUUGGUUCUUGUAUAAAAGAAUGAAUGCUCUUCUGGCAUUGAGCUUCAUCAAAACUUGGGUAUCGUUUCGUAAAGACUUUUU
Lytechinus variegatus (green sea urchin) is the source of this 3502-nucleotide messenger RNA. RefSeq names its product macoilin-like. Gene Ontology annotation, cellular component: nuclear membrane; rough endoplasmic reticulum membrane. NCBI's taxonomy places the organism in Eukaryota, Metazoa, Echinodermata, Echinoidea, Temnopleuroida, Toxopneustidae. The coding region runs from base 125 to 2395 and encodes 756 amino acids. Gene Ontology annotation, molecular function: microtubule binding. Gene Ontology annotation, biological process: neuronal signal transduction; chemotaxis. The transcript has 11 exons. The record is from RefSeq and is a predicted model, not a curated record.